UUACUGCAUCUUUAAUCUGUAUUCCAUCACGACUUUGUAAGUCACAAAAGGAAAAUGUGCGACCAGUGUUAAUCGGAGUACAAAAUUUUAUAUCUUUCAAAUGAAUUGUACGUCUUUAGUAUUUCGGCAAUCGUUUAAAUUAUAUUAGCAUUUAUUUUAAAAAAAGUUAUCAAAAAUGUACAAGAUUACUAACUUAUAAACAUCAUAUUUGUCACGCUGUCUUAAAAUAUAUAAACUAGUGGCGUUUUACUUUUGUUUGAUUUCAAUUUUUUGGUUAUUGGCUAUAUCAAUUGAACAAUGUCAAUUAAACGAGCAGCAACAACAGAACUUAAUCAUGAUAAUUGGGAUCAAGAAGAUUCUAAUGAACCCGAAGACACAGAGGGAUUUAAAAUGGCACCAAAAGAAGUUUUGGAGAAACGCGUAAUACGAACUGCAAAGCGGCGAUCGAAUAUAGGAAAUAAUGAAGGUCAAAAAAGUGUAUUCAGUGGAUUUGGUGGCUUCAAUAAAACUCAAAAAACAUCAUUUGAUUUUUUGGCCACGUUGACCAAUGGAAACAAAGCCAAUACAACUCUAUCAAGUCCAAGUGUUCCUGAAGGAUCACUGUUUUCAGCUAAACCUUUCUCAACCAGUGCCAAUUCUGGGGCAUUUACUGCUUUAGGAACUUCAACACCAGUGACAUCAUUAGCAAAUCAAUCAUCCCUCUUUGAAAAAUCAACAGCAACCAGUCCUACAGGAAUAAAAUUCUCACUAACUGAAAAUAAACUGGACACUAAAGACAGCCAAAAUGAAAGUCCCUUUAAAAUCCAAAAUACAAGUACUCCUUUGAGUACUUUUAGUUUUGUUCCCAAAAGCAGCCCCACUUCUGUUCCAAAAGUCAGCCCUACUUCUGCACCUACAGCAAAUGCAUCAAAUAAUGCUUUUGUUGGUUCAAGUCCAUUUGCUAAAUCUUCAUCACCGUUUAAAAUGUCAUCAACUACACCAAACUUAAAUAUGUCAUCACCUAAAAAUAAUAAACCAACUGAAAACAAAGAUUCAUCAGAGAAAAAAGAAACACAAGAAACAAAAGAAUCAGGUGGGGAUAAAGAUGAAAUUGAUGAAAGAAAAUUAAAUUAUUAUAAGAAUAUUCAAGGACUUAAUGUAUCUGUAUCAGAAUGGAUUCAAAAAAAUAUCAAAGAAACUCCCAUAUGUAUCCUGUCACCAAUUUUUAAGGAUUACGAUAAGCAUUUAAAAAACAUUCAAGAUGAAUACUUUAAUAACAAAGAAUCAAAACCUAAUGGUGAAAAGGGUGAUUGUAAACAAAAUGCAAAUAGUGAUAUUAAAUCUACUCCUGCUGGAUCUAGCUUAUUUUCCAAAACAUCAACCACUUCUAAUACAAACACAUUAAUACCAGAAAAGACUAGUAAUAUCUUUGGCGCUCCUUCAGCAAAUAUUAAACAAGAAAAAAGUGUAGGCGGCAGUGCUAUACCUUUUGGAUUUGCUUCAAAAACUUCAACAACAACUACUACCAGUGGUUUCUCAUUUGGAAAUGUCUCAAAUACUCAGACACCAACUACUACUUCCAAUACAGACCAAACACCACAAAAAAGUACUGGCUUUUCAUUUGUAUCUAACACAACAACUACUUCUUCUACUGGCAUGCCUUCAAUAUCCACAAAUAAACCUAGUUUUAGCUUUGGAAUGAAUUCAGCAUCGCAAUCAUCUAGCCUAUUUUCAGGAACUUCUACAGGAACAAAUGGUAAUUCAACAUUUUCGUUUGGGACUGGAAAACCAUUCAGUUUUAAUUCAAACAUUCAGAAGAAAGAAGAAGAAUCUGCUCAAAGCAACACCAAUGAGGAUGAAGAUCAACCACCUAAAGUAGAAUUUACACCUUUGGUUGAAGAAAACAGUGUCUUUGACAAGAAAUGUAAAAUAUUUUUUAAGAAAGAUGGCAACUUUGUUGAUAAAGGUGUAUGCACACUCUAUAUAAAAAAAAUUGAAGAAAAUGGAAAACAUCAACUAUUAGUGAGAGCAAAUACAAGCUUGGGGACAGUUUUGCUUAAUAUGAUACUAAGUGUAUCAAUUCCAACUCAGCGCAUGGGAAAAAAUAAUGUUAUGCUUGUUUGCAUACCGACCCCUGAUGCAAAACCACCUCCAACUCCAGUCCUUAUUAGAGUUAAGACAUCCGAAGAAGCCGAUGAUUUAUUGGAAAUAUUAAAUAAAUAUAAGAAGUGAUGAAUACAUAAUUUGAUGUAUAUCAUUAUGACAGCAUAAAUUUCAGUUUUGUUGAUUUUUUUUUACAUUCCACCAUAUAAGGGAUAGGUUCUAACCUAUCGCUAACAAGGUACAUGGUAGAUCCUAAAUACCAUGCCAGUCAUGUAUUUUUUUGAAUAUAUAUAUUUAUAUGUAAUAUAAAUGUUGUAUUAUGAGUCAUUUAUUCAAAAAUGACAAUGUCAAUUUUUUGUUUCAUAAUUAAAACCAUUGUACUAUUCUAAAAUUAUAGAACAUAUGUGGUAUUUAAUUGAUUAACAA
Zerene cesonia (dogface butterfly) is the source of this 2508-nucleotide messenger RNA. It is a transcript of the gene Nup50, whose product is annotated as nuclear pore complex protein Nup50. The transcript is spliced from 2 exons. The record is from RefSeq and is a predicted model, not a curated record. NCBI's taxonomy places the organism in Eukaryota, Metazoa, Arthropoda, Insecta, Lepidoptera, Pieridae. Gene Ontology annotation, cellular component: nuclear pore. Gene Ontology annotation, biological process: protein import into nucleus. Bases 298 to 2211 code for a protein of 637 amino acids.